AUGACAAAUUUAAUGCCUUUACUUUCAGCCAUCUACCUCAACAAACGUUUACUCAGGAACGAACAAAAGCACGGGCUAGAAGAAGAUGAAGCCGAAUCAUAUAAUAGAUUCGCCGAAUUAUUAGGCCAUAUGUGGGGAUUUAUUACGCAACAAGCAGAAAUGCAACUAAAACAGCAAAAGGAGAAGAAAAAGGCUGACAAGGUAGUUUACGACUCGGAAGAACGAGCGUUCUGGAGGCUUCGACGACCGUGUCAUCCGGAUUUUCUUGAACAACACGUUCAAAAGGUAGAUCGAAGGCUACGAAAAGCCACAGCACAAGGAUACCGUAAUCUUGUCGAACGACUUAAGUUCUCUUUGAAAACAAAACCAUGGUUAAAAGCAUUGAAAGCAUCAGACACUAUGGUACAAUGGGUAGACGAACGGGUAGACUACGAUCCAUUUCUAACCGUUCCACAGCCAUCAAAUCCGUGGAUUACCGACGAUACGAAUCUAUGGACACUGAAUACCGACACGUGA
Strongylus vulgaris is the source of this 516-nucleotide messenger RNA. The record is from the annotation of a GenBank genome assembly. NCBI's taxonomy places the organism in Eukaryota, Metazoa, Nematoda, Chromadorea, Rhabditida, Strongylidae.